This is a messenger RNA of Tachysurus fulvidraco (yellow catfish), 522 nucleotides long. RefSeq names its product transmembrane protein 106C-like. Bases 138 to 425 code for a protein of 95 amino acids. Lineage: Eukaryota; Metazoa; Chordata; Actinopteri; Siluriformes; Bagridae. The record is from RefSeq and is a predicted model, not a curated record. The transcript is spliced from 4 exons.
UUGAUACAGAUCAGGUGAACGAGCUGGUGGCUUUGAUUCCUUACAGUGAUCAGAGACUGCAGCCUCAGCGGACGAAGCAGUAUGUGGGUCUAUCUGUGAUUGUUUGUUUGUUCGUUUGUUCCCUUGUGACCUUUUUCAUGUUCCCUCGGCCGGUGCUGGUGGAGGACGGAGGGAUUCGGUCUGUCAUCAUCCAUUUCGACCACGACACCAGCCGUGUGCUCAUAAACAUGACUAAUGCCCUGAAGUUUAACAACUGGAACUUCUUCACCGUGUUGGUGGACAGCGUGAGCAGUCAGGUUCUCUACAUGAAGACGGUCAUUGGCACUCAGCAGCUUGACAACAUCAUCAGAAUCCAACCACUAAGCCAGAGACAGAUGAACUUCACUGUGAAUGUGGAGAUCAGCGGGUCGCUGUCCUACGUAUAGUGAGUUCAUUUUUACUUUUUUGCUACUACUGAGUUCAAAUUUAGCAACUGAGUCGCUUAGUUUAUGCUAAUGUUUUAGCCUGUGUGUGUGUGUGUGU